GUGCAGCUCCCACAGGCGCAGCGCUACGUCGCGACAGGGCCAUGGUGCGGGUGGCUGUAGCUGCGCGGCUCCUGCGCCUGCAGUGGCAGAAAGGCCCUGGCCUGCGCCCCGCGGCGAUUGGGGCGGGCAGCGCGCCCAGGAGGUUUGCCGCGGGGGCCUCGACAGCGACACCCCCCCGGCGCCUCGACCUGCGGGGCAUCUACCCGCCCCUGGCCACCCCGUUCACCUCGCAUGGAGAGGUGGAUUACAGCCGGCUGGAGGAGAACCUGCGCCUCUACUCCGGGAUUCCCUUCCGAGGUUUUGUGGUGCAGGGUUCCAAUGGGGAAUUUCCCUACCUGACUCAAGAAGAACGCCUGGAAGUGGUGAGACGGGUGCGCCAAGCUAUGCCCAAGGAUAAGCUCCUGCUGGCUGGGACUGGAUGUGAAUCAACUCGGGGCACCAUUGAGAUGACAGCACAAAUGGCUGAUAAAGGCGCAGAUGCUGCCCUCGUGGUGACGCCUUGCUACUUCCGGGGAAGUAUGACCAGUGCAGCCUUGAUUCAUCAUUACAAACAGGUAGCUGAAGCAUCUCCAAUCCCUGUGAUACUCUACAGCGUCCCAGCCAAUACGAAUCUGGAGCUGCCCACCAAUGUGGUGCUCAGCCUAGCACAGCACCCCAACAUUGUGGGGAUCAAGGACAGUGGUGGCAAUAUCACCCGCCUUGGACUGCUUGUCCACAAGACCCAGCAUGAGGACUUCCAGGUAUUGGCAGGAUCAGCUGGUUUUCUGCUGGCGAGUUACAUUGUAGGUGCUUCUGGAGGGAUUUGUGCCCUUGCCAACGUGCUUGGCUCUCCAGUCUGUCAGCUUGAGCAACUGUGCUGUGCUGGAAGCUGGGAUGAGGCCCGUGCACUGCAGCACCGACUCAUUGAGCCUAACAUUGCGGUAACAAGCAAGUUUGGAGUCCCAGGCCUGAAACAGGCCAUGGAAUGGUUUGGUUUAAAUGGGGGCUUCUGUCGCUCUCCGUUGCUCCCGCUAAGUGAGGCACAAGUGAGGGAGCUGCGCCAGGAUUUCACCUCCAACGGAUGGCUCUGAAAGACGAAGCUGUUCCAGGCAAUGGUUGGAACCUUGAAAUGGGCAGCAGGCAUAUUGCCAUCCAGUUAAGCCCCGAAUUUCAUAUCCUGCAGCUUACUAAAAUACAGCUCAUUCAACCUA
Podarcis raffonei (Aeolian wall lizard) is the source of this 1190-nucleotide messenger RNA. RefSeq names its product 4-hydroxy-2-oxoglutarate aldolase 1 (gene HOGA1). Bases 42 to 1070 code for a protein of 342 amino acids. The record is from RefSeq and is a predicted model, not a curated record. NCBI's taxonomy places the organism in Eukaryota, Metazoa, Chordata, Lepidosauria, Squamata, Lacertidae. Gene Ontology annotation, molecular function: N-acetylneuraminate lyase activity; 4-hydroxy-tetrahydrodipicolinate synthase activity. The transcript is spliced from 7 exons. Gene Ontology annotation, biological process: N-acetylneuraminate catabolic process.